This is a messenger RNA of Cephus cinctus (wheat stem sawfly), 448 nucleotides long. RefSeq lists its product as uncharacterized. Lineage: Eukaryota; Metazoa; Arthropoda; Insecta; Hymenoptera; Cephidae. Gene Ontology annotation, molecular function: DNA binding. The transcript has a single exon. The record is from RefSeq and is a predicted model, not a curated record. Gene Ontology annotation, biological process: DNA integration; DNA transposition. The annotation marks the transcript as partial.
AUGCCUUGCAAAGUGAACACGAGUUUUGAUAUACGGAAACUUGUAAUAUAUCAUAAUGCCAAAGGAAAAUCGUACAAAGAAAUUGCUGCUCUCCUUAACAUAAGCAAGAGUACAGUGGGAGAUAUAGUCAAGCGGUUCAAAUGUGAGGAUCGUAUAGAUUCUAUACCCCAAAAAGACCAACCGAAGAAAUUAGACGUUCGCGAUGAGAGAAAAUUGCUAAGAAAAAUAAAGAAGGACCCUACGCUCAGUGCACCAAAAUUAGCAUCAGAGCUCUUAAACGAGACUGGAAAAAACGUGCAUCCUCAAACGAUCCGCAGAGCCUUAAAACAUAGCGGCUACAAGAAACCGUACGUGAGUGAAAAGAAUCGAAAAAAGAGACUGAAUUAUGCCAAAGAAUUUAUUUUGAAGGAUGAAACAUGGUGGAAUGAUAUCAUCUUUACUGACGAAA